This is a messenger RNA of Diorhabda sublineata, 10593 nucleotides long. RefSeq names its product myosin-VIIa. The record is from RefSeq and is a predicted model, not a curated record. Gene Ontology annotation, cellular component: cytoskeleton; myosin complex. The transcript has 23 exons. Gene Ontology annotation, molecular function: ATP binding; protein binding; cytoskeletal motor activity. Lineage: Eukaryota; Metazoa; Arthropoda; Insecta; Coleoptera; Chrysomelidae. The coding region runs from base 227 to 6784 and encodes 2185 amino acids.
GUUCGUUCGAUUCUACGGACCAGGUUGCAAACACGAAGUUCCAAGUUAUUUGUAAUUGGGAUGUCGAGUAAAUAAUCUUUGGGUGUCAGUCAGUUAUCGCUGUUGUGUGUAUCCGUACUUAUUUUCUGUUUCUACUCGUGGACUAUGAACUAGCUAUGUAGUUUUGUUUUUAGACAAUUCAUGAAUGAAAAUUUACCUUAGAAUGUUCUUGGAAUAAAUAUUAAACAUGGUCGAACUCGAUUUUUCCUCCACGGGAACAGUUCCGGAAAAUGGAGUUCCGGACAUGACUUCUCUCACUGUUUUAGAUGAGGAAGUUAUCAACAAAAAUCUUAAACUCCGAUACGAAAACAACAAGAUAUAUACAUACACUGGCUCUAUUCUGGUUGCAGUAAAUCCGUACAAGGACAUUGACAUUUAUAGUCAGUAUUAUGUUAACAAAUAUUGUGAAAAGAAAAUGCGCGAAGUGGAGCCCCACGUUUUCGCGUUGGCCGAAGCUUCAUACAAAUCUCUCCAAGCAGAUAAUCCUGGACAAGGAAACAUGAACCAAAGUUUAGUUAUAAGUGGCGAAAGUGGAGCCGGAAAAACUGAAUCAACUAGAUUCAUUCUGCAGUAUCUAUGUUCAGUUACCAGUGGUGUUUCCACCUGGGUGGAGCAGCAGAUUCUUGAAGCAAAUACUAUAUUAGAAGCUUUUGGUAAUGCAAAAACUGUUCGGAACGAUAAUUCAAGUAGAUUCGGGAAGUUUAUGCAAGUGUGUUUUGAUUCGAGAUGGAUGAUAGCUGGAUGUAUCGUUCAAGAUUAUUUGUUAGAACAAUCGCGAAUAACUUUCCAAGGUCCUGGAGAGCGAAAUUAUCACGUCUUUUAUCAACUGAUCGAAGAAGCCAAAGUCAAUCAAGAAUUAGCCAAACAACUUCACCUGAAAGAAGCCAAAUUUUAUAAUUACCUUAACCAGUCAGACUGCAUUAAAAUCGAGGGAGAUUCAAGAAGACUUGAUAGUUUAAUGUUAGCAUUUAACGUUUUGCAAGUGCCACCGAACAAGUGUAAUGGAAUAUUUCAGGCAUUAUCUGCCAUUUUAUGGUUAGGUAACUUAACUUUCGAAGACAUUGAUGGAGAGAGAUGUCAAUUGACUAAAGAUGAUGAACAAAUUAUAGAAAUUUUAUCGAAAUUAUUAGGAUUAGAAGCAGAUAAUAUUAGACAAGUUGUUUUAUUGAGACAAAUUAAUGUUAGGGGGAGUAUAACUGAAAUUCCCCUGAAACUUCAAGAGUCUAGAGAAAACCGACAUGCCAUGGCGAAAGCUUUGUACUCCCGUACGUUCGCGUGGUUAAUAAAUCACAUAAACAAUUGUACGAAUCCAGGUCAGGAUUCAUCCAGAUUUAUAGGCGUUUUGGACAUUUUUGGUUUUGAAAAUUUCGCUGUGAACUCCUUCGAGCAGUUAUGCAUUAAUUACACCAAUGAAAAACUCCAUAAAUUUUUCAAUCAUUACGUUUUUGCUUUGGAACAAGAGAUAUAUAUUCAAGAAGAAAUCCAGUUCAAUCAUAUAGCUUUUACAGACAACACCCUAUGUCUAGAAUUAUUAGAGAAACCACCUCGUUGUGUUUUGAGACUACUAUCAGAACAGUGCCACUUACCAAGAGGUUGUGAUGCUUCCUAUAUUUCCAAUCUUCAUUCUGAAUUUGAAAACCAUGAAAGAUAUGUGAAAGGUGAAGAUCGAAGAAAAUGGGAAACAGAAUUUGGAAUCAAACAUUAUGCAGGCUGUGUAACUUACAAUGUUAAGGGAUUCGUGGACAAGAAUCGAGAUGUUCAACAAGAUGUAUUUUUUGACAUACUUUCUAGAAGUAGUAAUGAAUUUGUACAAGAAUUGUAUACCUUCCAAGACCUGUCAAAUACUAUAGCACAAAGGAGUUCUAUUGUAAAUGGAGCUACUUCGACUGUAUCGAGAGGUACUAGUAAGGGCAAACCUACUGUUUCAGAUAGUUUUAGACACCAACUUCAGGCUCUUGUUGAUGUGUUACAGUCUACAACCCCUUGGUAUGUCCGAUGUAUAAAACCAAACAAACACAAACUUCCAGACAACUAUGAUGACCAGUUAGUAUUAGAUCAGCUCAAAUAUUUAGGAAUGUUGGAUAUAAUACGCAUAAGGAAAGAGGGCUUCCGAAUUCACAUGACCUUUGAAGACUUUGUCAUUCGUUAUCACUGUCUUUCCAAAAAUCGCUUACCUCCAGACAUGGUCAAAGCCUGUCUGAAUUUAAUAGAAAGUCAUAACGUGCCAAAAACUGAAUGGCAAAUAGGCAAAACCAAAGUUUUUAUGAGAUCUCACGUACAUGAACCCUUGGAAGAAGCCAGAAACAAAUUGUUAAAAUCUCGUGCUGUAUUAAUCCAAAAAACUUAUAGGAAGUACAUUAAAAGAAAAGAAUAUAUAAAAAUCAGAAACGCCGCAUUAAAAAUACAACACGCUUAUAAAGGAUGGAAACUAAGGAUAGAAUUUUUGAAAAAAAGAAGAGCUGCAAUUGUUAUACAAAGUCAUUUGAGAGGAGCUUUUGCUAGAGAAGUAGCAACCGCAUUGAGGGAGAUGAGACGUGUUGAUGAAGAAAUGAGAAAAAGAGAAAAGUUGGAGGAAGAAAGAAAGCAACGAGAGGAGGAAAGAAAACAAAAGGAAGAAGAAGAGGCUAGAAGACUUAUGGAGGAGAAUCAAAUAAAUGAUAUGCCGCCGCCACCGUCGUCGUUCAUCAAAGAAACGGAAGAUUUAGAAAAAAGUGAAAAAGCUGCUGAACAAGAAAUUGCAGCACUUUCACAAAUGGCUGAACAAUUGAAACAUAACAGACCCGAAGUACCAACUGAGUCUGUAGAUUUGGAUAAUCUCUUUGCUUUUCUUUCUGAUGUUCAACCAAACAAUCGUAACCAAAUUAUUGAAGAAAUUGGGGAAAAAAUGGAUGAAUUGGUAGAGGAUUUGGAUGUUGAGUUGGAAACUGUAAUACAGCAAGAGUUGGAAGGAUUGGCUCAAGAGCAACAACAACCUACACCACCAAAAAUGGGGCUUCCUACACUCCCAGAGCCUACUGAGCCACCUCCACCACCUCCUCCUAUAGAUUUUCAGGUGGUUCAGGAAUCUACUCCAGUAUUGGUGGAAAAAGAAACGAAAGGAACAUCAGAUGAACCAAUUUAUGAAGCAGUUCUCCCAAGAGAAGAAACUGUGCCAGUUUGUGUAUCUCCUCCUCCACUUCCAGCUCCACCUAGUCGGCUGUCAUCAGAAUCACCAAAACCUACUCCUCCUGUAUCAAGAUCUAACAGUGGCGUGCAUCCUACAUGGAGAUAUUCUCAUGAUCAUCAACAACAGAUGCAGCAACAGCAACAACAAGAAAUCCAAAGCAAUAUUGAACGAGAACAAAGGAGAAAAUUCAGGGUCGAAAAGAAAUUACAAGAGCUGCAUGAGAACAAUGAAAAUGAGAAGCUGAACAUAGAUGAUAUACAAUUGGAUAUGGUGGAAUUUGCUAACAACUAUUUCAAUGCUCAUGAAAGAAGUCCCGAAGGAACCAUAAUGGCCACAUUGACCAGAAAGAGACAAAGCUCGGAAAUGAUACCAAAAGAAGAUAUGGUUGUUUAUUAUAAAGGAAAUUCCAUACCCAGCUCACAUAUUCAUCUCUAUGAUCCAGAUAAUAUUAAUAUUGCCUGCAGUAUAUUUAGGGACCUGAAUAAAUACAUCCGUGGUGAACUAAAUGGCGAACGAGAACUCCAAGUGAUCCAAUCAAUAGUCGGUUAUGCUUUAGAACGAGAAGAAUUAAGAGAUGAAGUGUUUGUACAAUGUAUUCGGCAAGCUACUAAUAACCCAAGUACUGAAGGAACGGAGCGAGUAUGGUUAUUAUUAUGCCUUUGUGUGGUUUCGUUUCAACCCUCUAAAUUACUCUAUCGAUACUUCGUAUCUUUUCUGAAGAAGAAUCUCUCUCAACCUGGAAGAAUUAGUCAGUAUGUUCAAUGGUGCUUGGACAAUUGCAAUAACAAUAAGGUUUCAGUUAGAGAACAUCCUCCAUCUUCAGUAGAAGUUGCUGCCAUGAAGAGACUGGGUACUAUCGUAUGUAGAUUUUUCUUUUUGGAUGGUCGAACAAAAGCAAUAGAUGUACAUCCGACAGAUACUGCAGGAGAUGCAGCAAAAAAAUUAGCUGAACGAUUGGGAUUGCGUAAUUUAGAAGGUUGGGCAAUAUACCAAAGUCGGCCAGAUGGUGAAGAACAUGUUAGGGCUCAUCAUUAUUUGUACGAUGUUAUUGCCCAAUGGGAAUUAAAUCAAAGUAAGUUGGUAGCACCCAGUGGUUUAUCGACAUUGGGAAGAAGAAGUGGUCAAACUGUUAGUGGAGGAGAGAACAGAUUUAUUUUUAAAAGAAGACUCUUUAAAUCUAGUCGUGAACUUAGUCAAGAUCCGGUAGAAGUUAAUUUGAUGUAUGCUCAAGCUGUACAUAGUGUUGUGAAGUGUGAUGAUUUUCCUGUGACGGAGAAAGUCGCAUUACAAUUGGCUGGUUUACAAGCACAAGUAGCUUUAGGAAAUCCCAAAGAUAAUAAUAAACUCGAAUAUUAUAAUGAUAUUGACACAUAUCUACCCUACAGAAUAAGCAGGACUCGAGGGGAUGAUGUGUGGGUACCAAUAAUUGCUCAAGCACACCGACAAUAUGGUGCAAAUCGUACCGAACUGACUGCCAAAGCUCUCUAUCUUUCUUGCGUCAUGCAAUACCCUUUGUAUGGUACCACAAUGUUUUCAGUUACCUAUCGUGGUUAUUGGUCGUAUGGAAAUGCUUUAACUUUAGGUGUUAACAGUGAAGGUAUAAUGCUUAUCAAAAAUGAUGAUAAGUUUGUUCUUAACGAGUUCCAUUAUCAAGACGUUGAAAGCAUUCUUCUGGAUCCCAGCGAUAGUUUUAUAACGAUAACAUUACAGAGACAUCUAAACGAUAAUAAUAACAAAUGUUACGUUUUUGAAACGACCCAAAAGAAUGAAAUAGGUUCUUUAAUAGCUAGUUAUUGUCCUUCACUAGCCGGUUGGUUAACUGAGAGUGAAGCUCCUACAAAGAAAGUUAAAGCCAUAACCAACGAGGAUCGUGUUCGGUUGUAUCAUAACUUAGUUAAUUGCAGACGAGCUUUAGUCGAUAACGAUAUUCUGAGAAAACCUGUUGACACUUCUGGAAACUUUUUAAGAAACACUCUACGUAGAUUAAGCAAACAUAAAUUGGAUAAAUUGAGACAAGAACAUGGUGGAGAUACUGGAGAAACUUAUAAAGGAUUCCAUUAUGCUUUUUGGGCAUUUAGUAGACAACCUUUGCAACAAAGUAUUAGCCGAAUACCUGAGCCUGAUGAGCAGAUUAUGCUCCAAGUGUUCCAAAUUAUCCUGACUUAUGCUGGGUUGGGACAAAAUGGUGAGGUUAUAAGACGAGUGGAAGAUGAACAUGUAACUCUCUUACAAACUAUCAUGGAACGAUGCAUGAGAAAAGAAUCUUUACUCUGCGAACUCUAUUUGCAACUUAUAAAACAAACUACUGAUCAUCCAGAUCCAAAUUCAAGAGUUAACCUGAGACAUUGGGCUUUGUUGUCUUUAGCUUGCUCUGUAGUUCUACCUCCUAACAAGGCUAUACGUAGAUAUCUGAUUGCUCAUUUGAAACGAUGUAGCUCUGAUUUUGUCACAGAAGAAGGAAAAUACGCAAGAUUUGCGGAGAAAUGUUUAUCAAAAACUCAGGGAACUCGAAGACGACAGUGGCCACCAUCUAGAGAGGAAAUUCUUUGUACGAUCAAUAGACGACCAGUAUACGCCAGAUUCCAUUUCAUGGAUGGCCAGUAUCAUUCAGUAGAAUUCCAUCCAUCUGCUACUGCAAAAGAUGUACUUGAAGUGGUCAGAGAUAAAAUUGGACUUAGCAACGAGGCAAAAGGUUAUGCAAUAUAUGAAGUCCUGGGUAAUUCAGAACGGAGUUUGGCAGCAGAAGAAAAAGUAGCGGACGUUAUGGCCAAAUGGGAAAGAUACAGGGCAGCAACUACAGCAAACGCAAUAAAUAAUACUGGUACUACGAAAAGAGCGAGACAACAUCACUUUUUCCUAUUUAAAAAACAUCUUUUCAUGGACAAUUUUAUCAAUUUAAACGAUCCUGUAGAAAAAGAGCUGCUUUAUCACCAAGUUCUGCAUGAUUUGAGAACUGAUAGAUUCCCUAUAACAGAUAAAGAAGCAAUGAUGUUGACAGCACUCCAAGCUCAGCUGGAACUGGGGGAUCUUGAAGAAAUUAUUCAUGAUUACAGACCUAUAGCUGCCCAUUGUUUACCAGCACGUAUGGUCCCUAUUUUACCAUGUGAAGGAGUUCAAAUGCAUCACCAAUCGUUAAGAGGAAUGACACCUUCAGAAGCAAAACAGGCAUUUUUGAAUCUCAUACAGAGUUGGCCUUUGCAUAAAGCUACAAUUUUUGACGUUAUGCAAUCCUUCACGUCCAAUUGGCCCCGAGUCCUCUGGUUAGCAGUCGACCAAAAAGGUCUUCAUCUUCUAGAACACCGUUCGCGUAAUGCUCUUUGCACUUACGAUUACAACAGCAUACUAAGUUACUCACCUGCUCUUAAUUGUUUGAUGAUCAUUACCGGUAGCGAUCAUAAGCAAAGUAAGGUGAUUCUUACGACUGCGCAAGCGUUCCAGAUAGCCACGUUAAUCAAAGAGUAUACAGAAGAAUUACACGGAUAUGCUAUGGAUCUCAGAAGGGCUGAACAGCAACCAAAAAGUCGACCGAUCAGUGGAUUACACCACAAUGCUCCGAUGGUUCCACCUCAGCCCAGCUAGAAGAGGGUUACUUUCGCAGAUCAAGUUGGUAAAUCAAAUUACUGAUGUUAUUCAGUAAGGUUUAUCAAAUAGAUUGGUAGAAUUGAUUUUACGGCUCUCUACAACAUUUGAUGAGGAUUUAUUAGUUUUAAGUAUGUUCAUAAUUAAUUUCAUAAGGCUUCUCUUUAUUAUCGGUCCCAUUACUUCGGAUAUAGUUGAAAAAUUGCUUAUUUGCAGCUUCAUAUAUAUCUCUAAUUGUAUAAAAUAAAUUUAUUUACAUAUAAAGACCUGGAAUGUUGAAUACUCUAAGCAUUAAUAUAAAGAAACAAAAAAAACUUGCUACUUUUAUAAAUUUUUCAAUGAACAUCGUUUAAAUAAUGAUAAAAACCUUCAUUCUUUGACAUACAGAUGUAGGUCGAACUGUAUGCAUUAUCCUAAAUAAUUUUAAUGUUGUUGCUCAGUGUAAUAUAUUUUCUUCCUAAUAGAAGGAACAUUAUUAUAUCUAAUAUGAUAAAUAAAUUCUAAGUUGGAUUUUCUAUUGAAAUUGAUUUUUUUUACUAAAUAACAAUUCAAACUUUUUAUGAUAAUCAUAUAUAACAGUCGAUACAAAAAAUAAUUAUGUAAUACAGAGUGACAUAGUGAAGAACACUAAUAUAAAAUCCUCUCUUUUUCUCUUAGCUUCUUUACAAAUUAUUCCCGUUAUUCUACAAAGGAAAUGUAACUGACAUCAUUUUCAAUUCUUUAAAUCUAUGUUUUUUAUAAAACUAUUUUUUUUACUUAUACUUCCCAUUUGCUAUGUUUUGGGAAUUCAUAAUAAACGAUUUGUCAAUCGAACUGUGUCAUAUCCAAAGAGCUCUAAAACAUUCUACCAAUUUUAAUACAUUCAUUUUUAUCCAAUCUCAUGUAUAUAAACGAAUGUAUUGAUCUGCGAAAAACAUUCUUGACAAGAGUGUUUAAAUAUACCAAAUAUUUUAAUAGUAUUAUUAUCAAUAUUUGCUGAAAUAACUUUGUAUUUUUAUUCAUUUUUACUUCCGAAUAUCCGCCUUUUCGAAGUUCUUAAUUGUUAAUCCGAAGGUAAAAGUGAAACUUUUUCUGUUAAAAACAACUCCAUAAUAUUUGAAUCGCCAGUUGGUGAAAUUUAUUGUUUUUGUAUAAAGACUGAAUAGCUGAAAUAUACAUCAGACACGCUAAGUAACGUUAUAAUAUAUUCAAAAUGAAGUCAAUCGUUUCCAUAAAUGAGUUGUGAGCCCUAAACAUUCCAACACAUUAUAAAUCAAAUAUUCUAUACCUUUACCAUUUAAGAUUAUAUCAAAAUAAAAUGGUAACCAAAAAGAAUGGAAUACAAUCAUUCAAUUUCUAUCUACAAUGGUACCAGCUAUAGUUUCGUUAUUGCUUGGUAUAUGAUACAUACAAUAACGGUCCAGAAUGAUGUCUUGUAGAAUACGAGGUUAUCGAAAAUAAUCUUCCAUUCAGAUAGGAUGGAAAAUUUGUGAUUUUUAAAAUCAAAGCUCGUUUCUCAGACUUUAUCAAAUUUAAGCAGAAUUCUCAGUAUCUACUGUUUGUUCUCCAUUGCUGUAUUUAUGUUAUACACUCGGUUUAUUUUGUAUGGGUGCCUUUUUGAGUGAAGUAUUGAGAACAUAUUUUUUUCAUGAUAUAUUUAUUGGUUCACAAUUUUGUUAAAAUAAUAACGUGAAUGUGUGUGUUGUUGAUAACAUAUGUGUCUUUAUUACAUAAUAACAGAUAAAAUAGCUUACUAAAUGUAAACAGAGUCAUUAAAGUUCAGUCUGUGAGGGGAAACCCAUAAAUUAUAUUUAAACGUUUAAUGUGGAUUCUUUAGCAAAAUAGUUGUUCCAUAAUUAAAAAAUUGUAUAUUAAAUUGGAGAAUAGCUAUAGGACUUUUCGGAAACUAUGAUAGAGUUAACCCGAUCUGAAUGUUCGCAAACUAACUCUGAUUACGUUCAUUGUUGUUCGGCAACUGAUGAGUUAAUCAGAUCAUAGUCAUAUAUUAUGAAUUUUUCUACCCUAAUAGACCGGUGCACACUGGGGUAAAACACCAAAUUAUUGGACAUUGUUGUUAUAUAGCUAGACUGCUGCCCGUACAAAAAAAGUUAACGUAAAUCCCCAUUAAUUUUUAACAAGGAAUCGAUUUCUGUAUUUAAAUUUUAAUUUUGAUGUUCAAGGAAGUGCAGAAGACACUUUUUUUAAAUUUGAACCCCAUCACGACGCCGUAAAUUGAUUUCACUCCCUAUUUCCAGCAACUAUUACUUAGGUCACUUUUUUUUCGAUAGGAGCAACCGUAUAAAAGGGUUACGGGGUUUUUCGGCAAACCAAAACCUACCUUUUUCAUAUAAUGAAUUUUUCGCCCGCUCAGAACUCCUUUUUUUAUGAAUAUUUUCGAUUCCAAGAUCGUAAAUGAAUUGUCCAUAUGCCCGGUCAUAAUCUCUAAAAAAAAUGAAAAACGUCGAGAUUUUUGUUGAUAUUGCUAUUAAAGCUAUCCCGAUACUGAAUUUUAUUAAAGCUGUAUAAACUUUAAUUAUGAUAAUAAAGUUGAAUUCCCGUGAUAAAGAUGGUUUAUUAAAUUUUGGUAUAGAUUUUUCAUGGACGAUCUUAGGUGGAAAUUUUUAAUUAAAAAGAACGUGAAGAUGGAUCAUGAUAAUAGAAACUAAGAAAAACAGCUUAACCAAAAAAAAUUGAAGAAAUUCGAAAUUUCAGAUAUUGGUCCUAUGACCACAAAUGCAUAUGUUCGCUCCUCUGUGCAUGGGGUAAUUGCGAUUAGCUGAUGGUUUAUUUCCUGUGUCCAUUACUUUUCGAAUUUUCAAAUUUAUUUUCCCUUAAAUGGCUUUCUACUAUUAAUUCUCAUGAGCAGCAUCAAUGACAUGUUAUUAAGGUUUGCGGGUUUUAUAAUUUUGGGCAUUCCGGCAUUAGCUUAUUGAUGUUAAACUUUAGUUCAAAAUCCGUAUGAGGGAGUAAAUCCUUGAAAACUACUCAAUAACAAUUAUUAAACAAUUAGAAUCUAUUAUACAACUAAAUAGAUGUCUUGAAAGAAUUAACGCACAAAAAAUAAAAUAAUAAGAUCAAAAGUUUUUAGAUUUAGAUGUUUUAGAUUUGAAAAUUACAUCGAAAAUUGAAAGAGACGUUCAGAAACUGUAAUAUAAAUCUCGUUCUGAGUUAAGAUCCGCAAUCAGCUGAUAGAUAAUCUUGGGACCAGUCUUGGGCUAUAGUUUCCGGAAAGUCCUUAUAUUUCAGUCUAUUUUUUGUUAUCUAAUAAUUAAAAUCUAUUUGACAGUUGAAUCAAUUAAUAUAUAAAGUUUUUGAAUAUUCAUAUUUCUUUCAUACCAGCACAUUUGCUUGUACAAAAAGGUAUUUUGAGAUAGAUUGAUUUGUCUUUGUUUCUUUUUACUUUUGACAAUAUGUAAGAUUAUUCGAAGUACAAAAACUAUGAAAAAAAUUAUUUCACUUUAAAUACCUAUAUUUAGGGAAACGGUUGAUUUUGUGCGUCCAAUAAUUUAACACAUACCAAACUAACCUUAACUGUUUGACCAUAAUUAUUAUAGAAAUGUUAUAAACUAGUCAAAUUGUAUAUACGAGUAUAUCUGCCGAAUAAAAAUGGUAUAUUUAUUGUACAACUGUACGCACAUUGUUUUAUAUAUUUUAAUAGUUCUUGCAUUGCUUGAAUUUUAUAUGUUUUGUACAAUAUGAUUUUUUUAACAUUGUGAUAUCCCUUCUUUUAAAUUAUUUUAUAAGUUUCUGUUCUAUUUGGUUUCAUUAUAUUAUUUAUGUUAUGUAAUAUAACUAUUUAUAUAUCUUAACUAAAUAAAAUGAACAUAAAU